Molecule: messenger RNA, 1284 nt
Organism: Uncinocarpus reesii 1704
Lineage: Eukaryota; Fungi; Ascomycota; Eurotiomycetes; Onygenales; Onygenaceae
Product: metal-dependent amidase/aminoacylase/carboxypeptidase
Exons: 1
Coding region: 1-1284 (427 amino acids)
Molecular function (GO): hydrolase activity
Source: RefSeq, a predicted model, not a curated record
AUGUCUGAGUUCACUCCUGAGGAAAUUGGACAGCUUAUCAGUCGGCAUCCUGUCAAUUUUGAGCCCUACGAGGACCUUUACAAGUACCUCCACGCCCAUCCGGAACUAUCGCAUCAAGAGUACAAUACUGCGAAAACAAUUGCUUCGAAACUCCGCGCUAUUCCCGACCUUGAGGUGCACGAGAACAUCGGCGGUACCGGCAUUGGGGCAGUCUACCGUAAUGGCGAUGGUAAAACCAUUCUUUUACGCUCCGAACUAGAUGGCCUGCCAGUCAAAGAGCAAACCAACCUUCCCUAUGCGAGUAAGACUAUUGUGAAAGACGAGACUGAUGGAGUUGAAAAGGCCACCAUGCACGCUUGUGGGCACGAUAUGCAUAUGACAUGCCUCCUUGCUGCGAUUGAGGUGUUAAUUUCCUCAAAGAGAGACUGGUCGGGGACUCUGGUCAUCAUCUACCAGCCUGCUGAAGAAUUGGGGAAUGGUGCUAGUCGCAUGGUUGACGACGGUCUAUAUGAUAAGGUCCCGAAACCAGAUGUCCUACUCGGCCAGCAUAUACUGCCACAGCGAGCCGGCCGCUUUGGAAUGAAACCCGGGACGAUGAUGGCAGCAUCAGACUGCUUGAAAGUCACAUUCACCGGGCGAGGGGGCCAUGCCUCGAUGCCCAAUCGGACGAUUGAUCCAAUAGUGAUGGCUGCAAGCACGGUGAUGCGGCUACAGACCAUUGUCAGCCGCGAAAUUGACGUCGCCCAGGAAUUUGCUGUCGUGACAGUUGGUAGUCUGAACGCUGGACAUGCGGCAAAUAUUAUUCCUGAAAAGGCUGAAAUGCUACUAAACGUGAGGAGCAGGGAUGAGGGCACCAGGAGCAGAGUUCUCUCGUCCAUUGAUCGAAUUAUAAAAGCAGAAGGCCAGGCCAGUGGUGCCCUGCAGGAUCCUCAAGUUGAAACCACUCUUAAGUUCCCUCUGACGAUCAACGAUCAGGCGGUGACGGAGAAGCUGCAGGGUACCUUUGCGCUAUUUUCGCCAAAUUUCGAUCCGCAAUGGCCGACAUCCAAUGCGAGUGAAGAUUUCACGGUUCUUGGGACUUCGAUCGGGAAACCUUGUUGCUUCUGGUUCGUUGGAUGCACGGAAGUCGACGUCUGGGAUGAGGCAGAGAAGAAAGGAAGGCUGUCAGAAGACAUUCCAGUCAACCACUCUGCCUUCUUUGCCCCGGUGGUGCAGCCAACGCUUCGGACUGGGACGAAUGCGCUCGUUGCAGGCGCAUUGACCUUCCUUUCUAAACGCAAGUAG